ACAGACUGGGCUCGCCAUCAAGAUUAUGUGGAUUCUACUCUGCGUCUAUCAUCUCCAAAUGUGUCCAAAACAGCACCGGUGCCCUGUGAACGACGACCGCGCGUGGUGAUCCAAACCAUCCCGUCUACAGCGCUUGUGUGAUCGCCCUCCACUCAUCCAAAUGAUCCUUCCAUUAUUAUUCCUCCUUGCAUCGCUUCUCCGACACUAUGGCUGUGAGGCUGAAUCGAGUCAUGUCAGCAAGUUUCACCUUCCAAGCGUAAAAGAGCAAAACGGAGUGCAAGAUUCCCAGCAGGAGAAGAUCAUAACAGUGUCUGGAGAGGGAAUGGUUCACAGCCCGGACUUCCCACACACCUAUCCCAGAAACAUCGCGUUGAUCUGGAGACUUGUGGCAAACGGUAACAUGAGGAUCCAGCUCAGUUUUGAUGAGCGAUUUAGUCUGGAGGACCCUGAAGAUGGAAUAUGCAAGUAUGACUUUGUGGAGAUUGAGGACCCAGUGGAGAAGACCAUCGUGGGUCGUUGGUGUGGGUCACAGCUGGUACCAGCCACUUACACCUCCAAAGGCAGUCAGAUCCAGAUCCGAUUCAUCUCUGAUGAGUACUUCCCCUCUGAGCCUGGAUUUUGCAUCCACUACUCCCUUCUGCCUGUGGCUGUGUCCGAACCUGAAGCCACUGCAGUGUUUCCUCCGUCUCUGCAGAGUAUUGAGGAGUUGACGGAAGCUGUGGCCGAGCUGAAUACAGUGGAGGAGGUCAUGAAGUACCUGGAGCCUGAGCGAUGGCAGCUGGAUAUGGAAGAGCUGUACAAGCCUACGUGGCAUGUGCUGGGGAAGUCUUUCAUCCAUAAUAAGAAAGCCCGAGGAGGAACUGAUCUGAAUCUGUUGUGGGAAGACGUUCGACUCUACAGCUGCACUCCACGUAACUUCUCCGUGUCCCUGCGAGAGGAGCUGAAGAGGACCGAUGCCAUUUUCUGGCCCACCUGCCUGCUGGUGAAACGUUGCGGUGGAAACUGUGGCUGUUGCUCUCACCGCUGCUACAACUGCCAGUGUGUUCCCACCAGGGUCACAAAGAAAUACUAUGAGGUUCUGCUGCUGAGACACCGCGGUGGUGGACGAGGCCUGCAGAAGUCCAUGACGGACGUUCCCUUGGAGCACCAUGAGGAGUGUACCUGCGUGUGCAGAGAUGACGGGGACUGACCUCGGACAUGUGUCUUAGCUGCCACUGGAUUCACGUGGGACUUUAGAACUGAAGCUCUGCUGCAGUGUGCUGGGAGUGAACAAGACUCUCUCUUUAUCCUGUGGUCCUCUCUGUAAUUGGAUGAAGCAGAACAGACUGGAAUCUAAUAAAUUUUCUGAAUGGAUUUGACCCCUGUGGAAAACCAGCGCGGUGUUUCGGGUGCAUUUCCACUGGAGUCGAUGUGGACUAUUACCUCUGUGUUCCUCAGAGAUAAGUCCUUCAUUUGGGGAUUGGAGCUUCUUUUUUUUUUUUUUUUGACUCCUCUCCUUGAGGUGUUUUUUUUUUCCUUCUUUGUCUUCUUCCUUAAGAUCUGCCGGUAUGGUCUGAAUGUGUUGUGGAAAAUGGGAGCUUCUUUUGUUCGAGUGCCUUUUUUUUUUUAUAUCCGCCAAUGAGCUGCCUCCAGCUGCCGCACUGCCUUUGCCACUCUAUUAUUAUCACCAAGGCAAAGAAGGCUGCUGGGUUUUUAUUUUUUUUAUAGGAAGUCUGAAUUUGCUUCCCUCUGGUUUCUCGCACAGAUCUACUUUUCGGUGAAACGGUGAAACACAGCCACAAUAUCUAUGACAUGUCUUCCACACCGGACUGUAUAUCAUGUAAAUAUUCCACUUUCAUGUUUGUUCUGUCAUGGCUUUUCUGCCAAAGAUCCUCAUGAAGAUGAACAUUUCACGUUGAGCCCUUUGACCCAUCUCAGCAGUGCUCAAUGCUUCAGGAAUAGCUUCAAGCAGCUGCUGGUACUUCUGAGGUUGUUCAUAUUAAAUAUUUAUUUGUAUUUUGAAAGGGAAAUUUAAGUCCAAAACAUGCUGUUUGAAAAAUGUGUCACUGUACAGUAGUAAUAGCCAACACUUUUUCUGUCUUCAUGAAUUUUAUGGUUUGUUUGUUGUUCUGUGGGUGUUUUUUUUUUCUUUCUUUCUUUCUAAUUUUCUGUAUACCAAAGUUAUUUAACUUUUGCAAAAAGUGUUUAUCUAUGUCACUGUAUUGACCAUCAGAAAUAAAUGCUUCAGUUUUUAA
This is a messenger RNA of Thalassophryne amazonica, 2234 nucleotides long. It is a transcript of the gene pdgfc, whose product is annotated as platelet derived growth factor c. Gene Ontology annotation, biological process: positive regulation of phosphatidylinositol 3-kinase/protein kinase B signal transduction; platelet-derived growth factor receptor signaling pathway; positive regulation of ERK1 and ERK2 cascade. Lineage: Eukaryota; Metazoa; Chordata; Actinopteri; Batrachoidiformes; Batrachoididae. Gene Ontology annotation, molecular function: platelet-derived growth factor receptor binding; growth factor activity. The transcript is spliced from 6 exons. Gene Ontology annotation, cellular component: membrane. The coding region runs from base 161 to 1189 and encodes 342 amino acids. The record is from RefSeq and is a predicted model, not a curated record.